GCUAUAUAAGCUACGGCCCACCGCCUGUUCGGGCAUCAGUUGCAUUUGUUUCAUUCAGCAAGUAAAACAAUCUGAAAGCCAAUCCUCCCAAGAUGUUCAAGCUCGUCGCCGCCGUUGUCCUCGCUCUGAUUGCCUGCGCUGCCGCCAAGCCCGGCAUCGUGGCUCCUGUGGCCUACUCCGCCCCCUACGUGGCUGCCUCUCCCUACGUGGCGGCGUCCCCGUAUGUGGCGUCCCCGUAUGUGGCAUCUCCCUACGUCGCCUCUCCGUACACGGCCGCCUACGCUUCUCCGUACACCGCUGCCUACACCGCUGCUGCCUACGCCUCCCCCUACGCUGCCGCCUACGCAGCCCCCUAUGCCGCAGCUGCCGCCUACACCGCCCCCCUGCUGCUGAAGAAGUAGAGAGCACACCGGAAGUGCCACCCGCCCACCUGCCACCCGAACGGAAGUCGUGGCAACGAAUCCAGCAAAUGAAUCACAGAAAUAAACUCUAAUCAAACGAAGA
Messenger RNA from Drosophila pseudoobscura, 504 nucleotides. RefSeq names its product cuticle protein 16.5. The record is from RefSeq and is a predicted model, not a curated record. The coding region runs from base 93 to 401 and encodes 102 amino acids. The transcript has a single exon. NCBI's taxonomy places the organism in Eukaryota, Metazoa, Arthropoda, Insecta, Diptera, Drosophilidae.